AUGUUCCGUUCCCUUGUGCUACGCCCAAGCUCCAGAGCUGCCAGGUUGGAAAAAACAACGCUCAGGUCAAUUCCUCGCCAAUACCAGAAUCUCAGAAUGCUGCACCAGAAGGAUGAUGGGAAAUCUACCGAUGCGUCAACUCAGCCUGACGCUGCUGCCACGACUCUAACCGACCAGUACGAACACAUGCGGCUCUCGGGCACGCCCAAAACCGUUGGUGGCUACGAGGCUACCUGGCUCAACGCGCUAGCAGAGCGCGAAAAGCAGCUUGCGCAAGGCAAGAUCAUCGAUUCGUAUGUCUACAGUUCCGUGAAAUCGACCGAGGUUGGUGAAAAGACUCACAAGGACUCGUUUGCGUAUCUAACGUUGCCGUUCCGCGAGGAUCCCAACGUGGCUGAUUUCUACGUCAACGCUGCCGGAAGAUUGAGAAUGGGUCAAAUUUUCCAGGAUUUGGAUGCUUUGGCGGGGAGAAUCGCUUAUAGACACACCUCACCUGCUGAACCGGUUAUUGUGACUGCCUCUGUGGACCGAAUUUAUCUACUAAAGAGCAUCGACUGUAUGGUCGAUUACAACGUCAUUCUCUCAGGUGCUGUGGUCUGGACCGGUAGAUCCUCCAUGGAAAUCGCUAUCAAGGCCACCGCUAUUAAAGGUGACCUGCCCAAAGAAAUUACACAAGACAGCCUGGCCGAAAACGAUACUUUUUUGACCGCGUCGUUCACUUUUGUAGCCAGGAAUCCAGAAACUCACAAGUCCUUGGCUGUUAACAAACUUUUGCCUUUGAGCCAAAAGGAAUGGAUGGACUUCAGGCGUGCCGAAUCGCAUAACGCUGCAAAGAAACUACGUGCCGCUAGCGAAAGUUUGGAUACUAACCCUCCAACUGAACAAGAAUCUAGAAUAAUUCACAACAUGUGGGCCGCUUCGAGACAAUUGGCAAAAUUGUCGCAGAAACCCCCUAACAUCAUGUUUAUGAAAAAUACUAACGUUAAGUCCACUAUGUUCAUGCAACCCCAAUAUAGGAACAGACACUCCUAUAUGAUAUUUGGUGGUUAUUUGAUGAGACAAACUUUCGAAUUGGCUUACUGUGCUGCGGCUUCUUUCUCGCAUGCUUUCCCCAGGUUCGUGUCUUUGGACUCUACCCACUUCAAAGCCCCAGUUCCUGUGGGUUCUAUCCUACAUAUGGAUGCAACAGUUGUUCACACCGAACACUUGUACGAGCGCAACUCUAAACCUAAGAUCGCUUCCCUAGAUGAUAAAUCCAUUGAUGGUAAUACUGUGUUCCUUUUCGACCCAUCUCCCGUCAAUCAACUUUCAAGCAAUGAAGAAGCCAUGCUGUCUAAGCCCGGUACCCUAAUCCAGGUUAGGGUUGAUACCAUGGUACAAGAACUGGCAUCCGAGAAAAAGACCUCUUCGGGUUCAUUCAUCUUUUCCUUUUUUGCUCACAGGGACACUGAUGAUAAAGUCGGUAAACCUGGAUAUGCCACAGUGGUUCCAGAGAGCUACUCUGAAAUGAUUGAAUACAUUAGUGCUAGAAGACGUGCUAUCGAUACUGCAAUGUAUGCUAGUAACUUGAAGAGAAACAACAAGUUGUAA
Messenger RNA from Lachancea nothofagi CBS 11611, 1590 nucleotides. The record is from the annotation of a GenBank genome assembly. Lineage: Eukaryota; Fungi; Ascomycota; Saccharomycetes; Saccharomycetales; Saccharomycetaceae.